Sorghum bicolor (sorghum) is the source of this 704-nucleotide messenger RNA. Its product is annotated as protein GLUTAMINE DUMPER 5. NCBI's taxonomy places the organism in Eukaryota, Viridiplantae, Streptophyta, Magnoliopsida, Poales, Poaceae. The record is from RefSeq and is a predicted model, not a curated record. Gene Ontology annotation, biological process: regulation of amino acid export. Bases 205 to 546 code for a protein of 113 amino acids. The transcript has a single exon.
CGAGGCAAAACCAGCUAGCGGUUUAUUGCGCCCUCCCCUCUCUAUAUAUACUACCUGUCUACCUCAGCUCCCCCUCUCUCCAUCAGUCGCCAUUAUUCCAUUCCACACUGAAGAUCUCAGAAGCAAGCCAAUAGGCAAUAGCUAGAGGUUUCUUCCCUGCAGUGCUCAAAGAAGAGAGAGAGAGAGAGAGAGAGAGAGAGAGAGAUGAGGCUGGAGAGAGGUGGAUCAGGUGUUGCCGUGAAGCUAAUGAGCGGCACAGGCGGGGCGCCGCCGAGCCCAUGGAGGACGCCGACACCGUACAUCCUCCUGGGCCUCGCCUUCGUGAUGGGCGUCAUUGCGGUGGCGCUGCUCGUGCUCAUCUGCACGCGCAAGAAGACGCCGUCGUCAUCGUCGUCGGACGAGAAGGCGGCGGCGGACGCGGCGCGAGCGCUCGCGCCGCUAGACCGGGAGCCCAAGGUCGUCGUCUUCAUGCCCGGCGACCACGCGCCGUCCUUCCUCGCCAGCGCCAAGCCGCUCGGCGGUGACGACGGCACGGCGGCAGUGUAGACGAACCGAGCGGCAUCGAGCCGAGCCGGCGAUCGACGCGCGGCCAAUUUUGUGAAUAGUCUUUUUUUUUUUUCGUUUCCCCCAUUUGAUUGAGACUUUGAAAGGCGGCAGCUUUUGAAAUCAGUGAGAUUAAACGAAGUUUGGUUCGUUUCGGCGAA